CGAUCCUUUUAAUCCAAGAUUAUAAUUAACAUAAUUGUUUAAAUCUCUGCUCUAGGAUGAAUAUUCUAGUGUUAAUUUACCUUUUACUAUCUCGGCUGUUGUCAUAUUUUCCGUUGGCAAAUUUUUUAAUAGGCAUCAGCUUCGCAACGGACACUCAAUAGGACAAGGGAGCUUUAGUGAUCACAUCCCUUAAGUAAAGCGAUUCGAAUUUAAAUGAGUUUCUUUUUCAAGUAAUUCAGGCAAGUUUUUCAAUGACUGUCCAUUCUUAUCCUGGGAACAGAAUUUUGUCCAAAUAUUUAAUGCAAACGAUGUCAUAUUCAUUAGGAGGAUGUCAAGACCGACCAUUGUUGUAACAGAACCCUCGUCAAUUCGUGUAAUUACCAAGUAACUAACGUACAUUGGUCACAAUAAGAACAAGAGAGAAGGAUUUUCAGCCCUAUUUCACCGGAUGUAAGAAAUAUUGCAUCGGUAAAACUGUUCUUGGUGUUGUGCGAUCAAAUUAGAUAUCCAAGUUUGGCUUUCAGGAAAGGUGUCGCAAGUUAAGAAUUACUAGCCAGCUUCGAAACAAUUUGCCCCUCAUGUGACCGGGCGAUUCAUUAGUCAUCCUCAGCUAUAUUAAUCAUCAAAUCAAGAGUUUCUACAUAAAAGUUUGAGCAGUGUCCGUUGGUGUUAAUCAUGAACGAGACUGCUGAAUCACAUCACGAUGAACACGGACAUUUUGAAGGAAUUCCAGCAGCAUCAGUCACACUUUUGGCAGGAAUUUGUAGCGCUUUGCUUGGCUUCGUUUCAUUCGCAACAAACAGUGUUCUUCUAUGGACUCUUUUCAAAGAUCCGUACAUGUAUUUCCGAGUGCGCCCCACAACUUUCCUCGUGGUAAGCCUCUCGCUAAGUGAUUUACUUGGAGGAAGUUUCGCGCAACCUUUGUACUCAACAUACAUGCUUUGCCUUCCAUAUAAAGUCAAUUUACCAAGCCUACACAAGAUUUCUACUGUUUCUUCUCAUAUUAGCACCAAAAUAUCAAUUUCAACGGUCGUGGCGUUAUCAGUGGAUAGAUUUCUGGCUAUAAAGCUUAUUUGGAAGUAUAGGACGCUUAUAACAUUGCGAAAGGUCGUCAUAUGUAACAUUUUGAUAUGGCUCAUUUGUGGGCUGUUUGAAGCAUUGCACUCCAUAAGUACAUCAAAGGAAAUAUUCCACACAGUGGAUCUUCAUAUUCAGUCUACGGCUCCACUAACAAUACUUUGCGUUGUCAACGCAGCGACUUACAUUGAAUUCCGCCGAUAUUCAAGAAAAGUCACGUUUCUGCAACAAGACAAUGGAGGAAGAUCGCGCGUUUUUGCUCGGAACAUCCGUGUGGAAAAAAAGAUCGUUUUGACAAUUAUUCUGAUCACAAUCGUGUUGUUUAUAUCACUUAUGCCCUACCUAAUUGUUACUAACUUGGAGGAGUGGUGUCCCAAGGAACAAAGCAAUGUGUGUGAUGGACCAGCUUUUGAAAUAUCCAGAGCUCUAUCAAUGUCGAUGUUGUGCGUAAGCUGCGCUGUAAAUCCGUUUCUAUACGCGUGGAGAAUACCGCAGUAUCGACAAGCGCUAAGAGCUGUUUGCCGCACAACUUUCAGCAGGUUUGCUUGAGGGAACCGAACUACGUGUAUUAGUAAAGGUUUAUCAGCCUUUCCUACUACUUCAGACUCUGGAAGUUAAUCGAACAGAACACUCCUGCAGGGGAUCAAAUUCAACCAAAGCAAGAGUGACUGAAAUCGCUAAGACUUAGGCACGAGACCAAAAUGCUCUUAAUGGAGCGCAAUUAAUUUUUCUGUUUAUGGAGCGUGUAAAAGGAGAUAUCAAUAUCUUUGUUCAAUCCUCCUCGAUCUUUGUAAUUCAGAAUUUUGUAUCUUUUUUUUUCAAAGGGUUAACAGGCUAUAAAGUGUGUGAAAAUAUUAAAGCUUGUCUCAAAAGCACAAGUCGUAAUUUUUAAAGCUCGCUUGUAAA
Pocillopora damicornis (cauliflower coral) is the source of this 1983-nucleotide messenger RNA. RefSeq names its product adrenocorticotropic hormone receptor. Gene Ontology annotation, cellular component: plasma membrane. Gene Ontology annotation, molecular function: G protein-coupled receptor activity. Lineage: Eukaryota; Metazoa; Cnidaria; Anthozoa; Scleractinia; Pocilloporidae. Gene Ontology annotation, biological process: G protein-coupled receptor signaling pathway. The record is from RefSeq and is a predicted model, not a curated record.